GUAAUUUCAUUACAACCGAUGAUCUUUCUCGUAUCCAUACGCAACUCUGGGGACAAGAACAGCACGCAUCUUCCAAUUAUAUCUACAAAUCAUUAAGCCUCGCUCUGCAAUUUCCCCUUUUUAACCCUUCCACCACUACCACACCGACGAAACCAUAAUCAAUGGCUGCCGCGUUACAAUUACAAACACACCCUUGCUUCCAUGGCACGUGCCAACUCUCACCUCCGCCACGACCUUCCGUUUCCUUCCCUUCUUCCUCCCGCUCGUUUCCAUCUAGCAGACGUUCCCUGUCCGCGCAUGUGAAGGCGGCGGCGUCGUCUUUGUCCACCACCACCUUGCAGGAAGGGAUAGCGGAGUUUUACGAUGAGUCGUCGGGGAUUUGGGAAGACAUAUGGGGUGACCAUAUGCACCAUGGAUAUUACGACCCGGGUUCCGAUGUUUCGGGUUCAGAUCAUCGUGCCGCUCAGAUUCGAAUGGUCGAAGAAUCGCUCCGUUUUGCUGGAAUAUCGGAGGACCCAGCAAACAGACCCAAGAGAAUAGUUGAUGUUGGGUGUGGGAUAGGAGGCAGUUCUAGGUAUCUAGCAAGGAAAUAUGGGGCAAAAUGCCAAGGCAUUACUUUGAGCCCUGUUCAAGCUGGAAGAGCCAAUGCUCUUGCUAAUGCUCAAGGACUAGCAGACCAGGUUUGUUUUGAAGUUGCAGAUGCCUUGAACCAACCAUUCCCUGAUGACCAAUUUGAUCUUGUUUGGUCUAUGGAAAGCGGAGAACACAUGCCUGACAAACCCAAGUUUGUUAAAGAGCUGGUGCGAGUGGCAGCUCCAGGAGGCACAAUAAUAGUAGUGACAUGGUGCCAUAGGGAUCUUGGUCCAUCUGAAGAGUCUUUGCAGCCAUGGGAGCAAAAGCUUUUAAACAGAAUAUGUGAUGCUUACUAUUUACCAGAGUGGUGUUCUACUUCUGACUAUGUCAAAUUAUUUCAGUCCCUAUCUCUCCAGGAUAUAAAGGCAGGAGAUUGGACUGAGAAUGUAGCACCCUUUUGGCCAGCAGUGAUACGUUCAGCAUUGACAUGGAAGGGCUUCACAUCGCUGCUACGAAGUGGAUUAAAAACAAUAAAAGGUGCACUGGUGAUGCCAUUGAUGAUCGAAGGUUUCCAGAAAGGGGUGAUAAAGUUUGCCAUCAUUGCUUGCCGGAAGCCAGCUGAGUAGGCCAUAACCCAAAUCUUAAUUUCUACCGUAAUUCAUCCGCUCAAAUCUGUGUCAAUGGUGAAGAUUCUAUAUUACAUUGCUUUAAACAUCCCUUAUGGUGUAAGCGAAAAUGAGCAAAUAAAGUUGUAUGCAAAACUGAUGCCACUGCAAUACGUAUGGAGUUUUGAAUAAAUUGUUUGUUCCAUUUCUAA
This is a messenger RNA of Gossypium raimondii (Peruvian cotton), 1390 nucleotides long. Its product is annotated as tocopherol O-methyltransferase, chloroplastic. Bases 162 to 1199 code for a protein of 345 amino acids. Gene Ontology annotation, molecular function: S-adenosylmethionine-dependent methyltransferase activity. The transcript is spliced from 6 exons. The record is from RefSeq and is a predicted model, not a curated record. Gene Ontology annotation, biological process: methylation. Lineage: Eukaryota; Viridiplantae; Streptophyta; Magnoliopsida; Malvales; Malvaceae.